AAUCAAUCCACUGUAACUUGGAACUCUCUCGACUUCACUUAACAAAUUAACUACAACACAACCCUUCCAGUGAAAACUCUUUUACCCGCACUGAUCAAACCAUGGAUAUUGAUGACGAAGACGAUUUCUACGCCCCAGAGGAACCCCAACCUCCCUCACAACCAGCGCCAGCAGAAGCUGCCCCGGUAUCAAAGAAGGAUGCAAACGAAGAACUAGAGUCGGGCGAGGAGGAGGACGAAGGGGGGGCGAUGGACGAGGAUGAGGAUUCUGAUAUCGACAUCAUCACAGAACGAAAGGACGGGUCAAACCCGGCCCCUCCACCUCAAUCCCGCUACAGCGAGAUAAAGAACAUACCUCAACGUACGGCAACCUCCGAUGGAGCGACAACCACCACCAGUCGGAAACCCGCAUCGGCGCAGCAGACCUCGGCUCCAUCAACAGAAACCACCGCCCCCGUGUCCACCUCCAAGCUCGACAUCAACGCGAUCCCAAUCCACCAGCCCUCCGGCAAGCCGCUCACGCAGGUCAACAUCGACACGGACCUACCCGAGGACCACGAGAGACCGUGGCGCAAGCCGGGCACGGACCUGUCGGACUACUUCAACUACGGCUUCGACGAGUUCACGUGGGCGCUGUACGCGCAGAAGCAGGAGACCCUGCGGAGCGAGUACAACCCCGAGGCGAUCGCGGCCAGCAACAAGAAGAUGAUCGAGGACAUGACCAACAUGAUGAUGAUGGGCGGCCUGGGGCUGCCGCCGCCGCCGGUGCCGGGCGGGCCCGUGGGACCGGGCGGCGCCGGGGCGGGGCAACCCGGGGGCGGGGUCGGGCCGGGCGUCGGUGGGGUCGGCCAGAUGCCCGGCAUGGAGGGCAUGCCGCCCGAGAUGCAGGCCAUGAUGCAGCAGAUGAUGGCCGGCGGGAUGGACCCGAGCCAGAUGGAUAUGGGGGCCAUGGCGGGCAUGUUUGGCGGGGGCGGUGGAGGUGCCGGCGGGCCGGGACAAGGCGGUCAGGGACAGGGCUUUGGCGGAGGGUUCGGCGACGGGCAGGGCCAAGGAUACGGCGGCUAUGGGCAACAGAUGGGAGGUGGUGGAGGUGGUGGCGGGAGAGGGGGCAGGGGAAGAGGCAGGAGGUGGUAGGCCAGCUUGGGCUAAUCGAUACCCAAAAGGAGAACAAAAAAAAAGAGGAGAUUUUUGUUUUGCGCACUCAUAUGUGGCAAUCCGUGUCUAUCAUUUUCCAACAUUUUUUUUUAUCAAGUGGUGUUUUACUACAGAAGAACUGACUAUACAUUGGAACCGACCGGCUAGCGCAGGAACCGGUUUCGAGCGUAUGCAGCAGGCCGAUGCUGUACUAUUCACAGCUUUCCUCGUACCGAACAACCUUGCG
Thermothelomyces thermophilus ATCC 42464 is the source of this 1380-nucleotide messenger RNA. RefSeq lists its product as uncharacterized. Gene Ontology annotation, molecular function: RNA binding. The transcript has 3 exons. Gene Ontology annotation, cellular component: mRNA cleavage and polyadenylation specificity factor complex. Lineage: Eukaryota; Fungi; Ascomycota; Sordariomycetes; Sordariales; Chaetomiaceae. The record is from RefSeq and is a predicted model, not a curated record. Bases 102 to 1133 code for a protein of 343 amino acids.